GAACCAAUUCUGACUGACCAGGACUGACCCCAAGAAAAUUCACUGAAUAUAAGGCGCCCUCAUGAUAUACAUAUAUAUGCACGGGCCAAACGACAGUGAGUUUAGACUUCGCUAGUACUUCGCUGGUCCAGGAUUCCAUCGAUCACGCAUGUAUGUAAAUGAUGUUUCAAGUUAAGUUUACAAUUGAACCCACCCACUUCGCAAAUUUGGAUGGGGUACUGUCGUAUUUGCCUGAACGCGUCGGUUUGCGGUUCUUGGAGGCGGCACUGCAGAAAAGAAAGUAUAUUAUCUUCCGAAAGUUCAUCACCACAACUUCACCUGGGGGGCCCAGAUGUUAGUAAAUUCUCCUGGCUGCGCCCCCGUUCAAUCUAAUUCAAUUCUGUCGUCGGAUGAUUUGCAUCUUCACUGGGAAAAUCGGAGAAUGUUGAAUUUGACUAGUCAAUCCUUGCGAAACUUUGCGAAGCAGGCUCUUCAACGGAGUAGGGUGAAGUUGGUGUACCAACGAGUCACCCUAACCAGAUUCACCACUCUCUUCUUCUUCCUCGCACUCAUCAAUUGCAUCAUUCUCAUCAUCCUGCAAAGCAUCGCGUUCACCGAUAACGAAGCCGCGUCGGAAAUUAUCUCUGGGUUUUUGACACAGGCGAAUAUCACACAGACUCGCGUCGUCUUUAUAUCGGGCGAUGAGCUGUACGAGUGCAGUGACAUACCGCAGCGCGGGAAUAGUGGUUGUGCGGUGUUGGUCUCCGCCGACGCUGAUAACGCGAACGUUUCUAGCACCAAGCCUCACAAUUCUCGUCGACAAGCUCUCGAUGAGUCCGAGGUCUCAUUCUUAUCCGUCAACUUAACAAAGCGCCAUCACAAGGUACACGCAAAGACCGAGGUGGAUAUGAACGGCCAAAUCGAUGGUUUGCAGUUGGACAACGGACAAUCUCUGGAUCAGACGUGUUUACAGUCUUUGAUCUGGUUGAACGACGUCAUCCAUGAUUCGAUGGCUGAAGAUAUUGUCACGCUGACGUUCCAAGUUUGGCUAUUGCUACUAUCGUUCGUCACGAUCCUAAACGAAUCCCUCCCCCAUUUAGGUGCAGCCAUUGCAGGCCACGUCCUAGUAACCGCCUGGGCCGGGUACCGACUCAACAACACAUACAAGCUUCAAGCGCAUUACGAGACCCUCAUCGUCCAACAAGCGUGUAACGACGUGGAUUUUUUGGGAAGCUGGUGGAAUGUUAGAGCAGACCAUACGAUCCCUAUUUUGGUAUUCAAUGCUGUGGCUUUGGUACUUGCGACUUAUCUCGCUUCGAGGUUGUACAAGGUCUAUGCACAACAAUCCUUCAACCGCGUCGGAGCCUCCUCUCGAAUCCACAAUAUAUACCGGCUCGCACUCGUGUUAUCAGUCUGCGUUCAACUAGGUGGCUUCUUUGCCAUCGCCUCAACCGCGAUGUGGCUCGACAAGGCAUCUUCGGGAACGAUCAAAAGCGUCGCGCAGCAUUUGAGCCUAUACCGUGCAGUGUUUUCGACUAUGGGUGUUCUCGAGCUCCCCUGGGCAAUUUUGGGUUGGACAUAUGUUCGUCGCGAGGACCGUCGGCAGUUUAUUGUCUUUGCUGGCAUUUCGCUGUUAUUAUUAGCAAGCUCGAGUGGGAUAUUUGCUAGUCCUCUGUAUCAAUUCAUCUUCCAAACAUGGCCUUUCUUCGCAACAAUGACGAUCACUUCGUAUCUCUUGAUUGUCCUCACCUCAAUAUUGGGGGUCUGGUGUAGGACUCAGUUUGGGAAAGGAUUGUCCGAAUUUCUCAAGGAGGAAGAAACACCUGAAGGAGCAGAUUUUGCACCCGUGUACUACGCUCCGGAAAAGUUCAAACUUGAUUUGAACAGAGCCCAGAGCAGCUUUGACUCUGAGGAGAAAGAUCGCGAGCUUCCCGUUGAUUCCCUACCUUUCGCUCUCGCGGCUCAUCGCCAGCCUGUUCAAAAACCUCCCCGUGCAAGGUUCAGUUUCCACUCAAGGUACAAAACAUCUUCAGUAUAUUCCGACAUGAAUCGGGGGACUGUGAAGCUUUCUUCCACACCUCCCUUGUUUCGGGACACGCUUUCUUCAGUUCGGGACACUCUGUCUACUCUUUCGAGUUUCUCAAGUCUAUCCCCGAUAUCUGAGCGUUCUCCUCCUCCGAGUCUUCCGAGUGCGUCUCAAAAGUCCGACAAAUUUGUGCGCGAUUCUCGGGGAUCGGCGUCGCACUCCAACAUCGUCGCCGACCAAAAUGAACACACUGAACGCACAGGCGACCACCCGGAGUAUCACGGUUCCCCCAUCAGCAGGUCUCCGAGUGAUCGUGCAAGGGGUUUGCCUCGUAAUCCUAGACCAGUGAAGGAUUGAGCUUCUUCCUCGAGUCCGGAAAGCUCCAGUUCAAUGUGUGAUGUGUAAGCCAUGAUUUGAUCUCUGAUGUGUUGGCUUGAUACAAGCUAUUCAUCAAAGCAGCUUUUGGGGCCUGUGUGUUACUAGAUCUUGGCUGUAAAUUUUGGAUCUUCACUCGAGUACUGUAAGAUAGCUAUUUGGAAAUGGCCAUUGUCAGGCAAUUCAAAGUGGUUCAUUCAAAGUGGUUCGU
Messenger RNA from Lentinula edodes (shiitake mushroom), 2591 nucleotides. RefSeq lists its product as uncharacterized. The record is from RefSeq and is a predicted model, not a curated record. NCBI's taxonomy places the organism in Eukaryota, Fungi, Basidiomycota, Agaricomycetes, Agaricales, Omphalotaceae. Gene Ontology annotation, cellular component: Golgi apparatus. The transcript has 13 exons. Bases 332 to 2362 code for a protein of 676 amino acids.